AGUCUAACUUUGUUCACCACCCAUUGGCCGACCUCAUUCCUCUACACACGACGGAGCAACCCAUGAUCUCGACGGAGAAUACAUAAACUCACCCCCUUUUCAUCUUCAAUCCAAAAAACCCUAAAUUAAAAAAAAAAAAAAUUCGAAAUUAAAAAUUAAAACCCCCCUUUACUCCCCACCCACAGAGAGAAACUAUGUCAUCACCACAAUCCACCACCGGAGCCACCAACACCUACACAACCUCCGCCGAAAUCCGCCACUCAAUCCGCCCAUGGCUGUCCGACUUCCUAACCAAUUUCACUCUCCCUCUUUCCAUCUCUUCCCUCUCUAACCGUUUCACCAGUAACAUCUACACUUACCGCGGUAAUUACGCCAUAAUCACCAUCAUAAUCUUCAUCCUAACCCUAAUUUUCCGUCCAUUCACCGCCGUCAUGUUCCUCUUCAUCAUCUCCAGCUGGGUCUACCUCCUGAUCGCCCGCGAUGAGCCGUUGGUUUUAUUUGACUUUGAGAUUGGUGAUCGGUUGGUUCUGAUUGGUUUGAGCGUUGUCACGAUUGUCGCGGUCGCCGUUUCGGGCGUUUGGUGGAAGUUGUUCGUUUCGGGUUUGAUUUCGGGGCUGGUGGUUAGUUUGCAUGCCAUAUUGAAGACUACAGAUGAUGAUGGUGAUUCGCCCUAUGGUGCUUUGCUUUCGAGUGUCGAUGAAGAUGGACCUGGUUCGUACGUGCCGGUUUGAUUUUGUUAUUUGUUGUUGGUGAAUGAAAACGUAUGUUUUUAUAUUAGUUAUGAUGAUGAUUAAUGCUAGUGUUAAUGUAUACAUAUACAGAUUUGAUUGAUAUUCGAUGAAUUGUUAUCAA
Molecule: messenger RNA, 852 nt
Organism: Erigeron canadensis
Lineage: Eukaryota; Viridiplantae; Streptophyta; Magnoliopsida; Asterales; Asteraceae
Product: PRA1 family protein D-like
Exons: 1
Coding region: 195-731 (178 amino acids)
Biological process (GO): vesicle-mediated transport
Cellular component (GO): Golgi apparatus; endoplasmic reticulum
Source: RefSeq, a predicted model, not a curated record